UAAGCUUAAUGUAAUCAAGCUAUUAGCUUAUUAGCUGCCUGCUUAUGCAUGUUGUCAUUGUGUCUCAUUAAACAAGGAAAAGGACUGUGGUUAGAUGGAAGCUGUUUGAAAUACUGCUAAUUUUAAGUUUUCUUUUUCUUAACUCUUAUUGUUGAUUCCUACAUGAAUGCAUGCAUAUAUGUUUGCUAUUUGCCUAUUUGGAGAGAAAAUUCUUGCCUUUUUGAGAUGAACGGGAUAAUUGUGAAUUGACAUGGUUCUUAGUCAAUAAUCUUUAAGGAUUUUAUUUUUUUUUAAUUUUUUUCUUUUUUAAUUUUUUUUUAAUAACACCUGAAGUUUCCUCUUGGUUUCUUGGUAUGCAGCAGAGCCUGUUCAGCGAGUUGCAUUUGGGUAUGGUUCAUCAAUCCCCAGUAAUCAAUUCAGUGCCUCCAAUGGAAAUAAUUCUUGGCAUCAAGAUAAAGCUCGGUUUUCCAACUUGAGAGAGAACAAAGAAUACAAAAAACCAUGGAAUUAUUACAGGUAUUAUCCUGUAACUCUUCCAAUUCGAAGGCCUUAUUCUGGAAAUCCAGAUAUCCUUAAUGAAGAAGAAUUUGGGCAAGAGUCUACUUUUGACGAAAAUAUGUCCAACCCAGCGAUGGAGCUUGGCCUUAUGGAGGAAAAUUCUGAGCCUAGGAUGAUGUUUUUUCAGCUACCAACAACUAUCCCGAUGAUAAAACAAACUUCAGCUGCAAGCCAAGAUUCAACCAGCAGCUCAAAAACACCAAGUGGCUCAAACCCCAUAGAGAAGGCUGCUGGAUUAAAAGAUUUACAAGCAGGUAUCAUGGGAAAAUUGCUGAUGUACAAAAGUGGUGCUGUGAAGCUUAAGCUUGGAGAUGCCCUUUAUGAUGCAAGCCUUGGUUCAGAUUGUACAUUUGCCCAGGAUGUUGUGGCUAUUAAUUCUGCGGAGAAGCAUUGAUGUGUUGUUGGGGAGCUCAAUAAGCGUGCUAUUCUAACUCUCGAUGUGGACUCUAUUUUGGAUAAAUUUGCUGACUUAGGUUGCUAAUGGUUAAGCUUUAAGAUACGGAGUACUUAGAUCUGAUAGUCUACAGAAAAGAGGAUAUACAGUCUAAACAUAAAAGGUCUUUAGAAGUCUGCUUUCCAUACCUUAUAAUUCCUUCAAUGAUAGUGACCAAAAAAAAAAAGCCUUUUCUUAGAACCUGUCAAUGAAAAAGGGAGAGGUUCCUUUUGCUCAAUUUUUUUCUUCACAUGAUUAGUUGCAAUUACAAGACAAUGGGAAGUGUACUUAACAUCAUUUAAAGGCCAACUGUGCUUGAAAUGA
Molecule: messenger RNA, 1315 nt
Organism: Chenopodium quinoa (quinoa)
Lineage: Eukaryota; Viridiplantae; Streptophyta; Magnoliopsida; Caryophyllales; Amaranthaceae
Product: DNA-directed RNA polymerase III subunit RPC4-like
Exons: 6
Coding region: 617-952 (111 amino acids)
Biological process (GO): transcription by RNA polymerase III
Cellular component (GO): RNA polymerase III complex
Molecular function (GO): DNA binding
Source: RefSeq, a predicted model, not a curated record